Messenger RNA from Asterias rubens (European starfish), 1237 nucleotides. Its product is annotated as ADP-ribosylation factor 4-like. The record is from RefSeq and is a predicted model, not a curated record. NCBI's taxonomy places the organism in Eukaryota, Metazoa, Echinodermata, Asteroidea, Forcipulatida, Asteriidae. Gene Ontology annotation, biological process: intracellular protein transport; vesicle-mediated transport. Gene Ontology annotation, molecular function: GTP binding; GTPase activity. Gene Ontology annotation, cellular component: cytoplasm; plasma membrane. Bases 197 to 742 code for a protein of 181 amino acids. The transcript is spliced from 6 exons.
ACUAAAAUCAGCCAACGUGCGCUAGAUUACGUGGCACUGAAACGAAAAGAGUAAUUGCCGUGUUUUUAUUUGGAGAAAAUCUUUGAUUUUGCUCAAAUAUUUGUUGAAUUCGUUUGAGAGUGUACUACAGCUGUUUUCCUCAACAUUGUACUGGGAGAAUUUGGAGUAACCAAGUGGAGUAGAACAUCGUAAAACGAUGGGGCUGACGAUAUCGAGUUUGUUCAGUAGGUUGUUUGGCAAGAAGAAUGUGAGAAUACUAAUGGUUGGACUUGAUGCGGCGGGAAAGACAACAAUUUUGUACAAACUUAAGCUCGGUGAAGUAGUCACAACAAUACCAACAAUUGGGUUCAAUGUGGAAUCUGUUGAGUACAAGAAUGUACACUUCACAGUGUGGGAUGUAGGUGGCCAAGAUAAAAUCAGACCACUAUGGAGACAUUACUUCACAAACACACAGGGACUUAUCUUCGUAGUUGACAGCAACGAUAAGGAACGACUUUCAGAGGCCAGAGCAGAACUUGAAAAAAUGCUUCAAGAGGAUGAACUUAGAGAAGCCAUUUUGCUGGUAUUUGCCAACAAGCAAGAUUUGCCGAAUGCGAUGAGUGUAACUGAAUUGACGGAAGGGCUAGCUCUUAACCAGAUGAAAGGCAAAAAGUGGUACGUGCAGGCAGCUUGUGCGACGCAAGGCACUGGACUAUAUGAGGGUCUUGACUGGUUAUCAAAUGCACUGUUAAGUACCAGCUAGAUCACAUUGUGUCUGUCGUCAUCUUUGUAUCCUUGUAUAGCUCACAUCAUAUGUACAAAAUCUUCUAGUUAAAAGAGCUAAUGUUAUGAACAAUAUUAUUUUUCUUUCCUUUUUUUGGUUUUUGUUGGUGUGGUGGGACUGUUUGUUUUGUUACGCUUGGUUCGCAUCAAUUUAGAAUUCCUGACACUGUUAACGAAUUAACUUGAACGAUUCUUGAUCAAAGGAAGGUUUUUUUUAUGAUGAACCCCAGUGAAUCCAUCAAAAUCCUAUAGCUUAAUGGAAAGUUCCCACAUGACAUCACACAGUGUUAAGUCGGCUAUUUUUAGCCCCCAAAUAUUCGUUGUGUUUAAUUACUGCAUCGGCAAGUAGUUUUCUAAUUCCAUUGCAUGAUUGCUUGGUUAACCACUAGGAGCAAGUUCAAGUGUGCACAAUGGUUAAUUAAAGGUUGACCAUUUGCACUUGAACCCAGGCUGGUCGAACAUUGGUUGACUACUG